AUGGUCCGAACCAGUGUCCUCAACGAUGCGCUCAAUGCCAUCAACAACGCAGAGAAGUCCGGCAAGCGCCAGGUCCUCAUUAGGCCCAGCUCAAAGGUCAUCGUCAAGUUCCUGAGCGUCAUGCAAAAACACGGCUACAUCGGAGAGUUCGAGGAAGUCGACGACCACCGCAACGGCAAGAUUGUUAUCCAGCUCAACGGCCGCCUCAACAAGACCGGUGUCAUCAGCCCGCGAUACAACGUCCAGCUCCGUGAUCUCGAGAAAUGGGUCGUCAAGCUCCUCCCAUCGCGUCAGUUCGGCUACAUCGUUUUGACCACAUCGGCCGGUAUCAUGGACCAUGAGGAGGCUCGUAGGAAACACGUCGCGGGCAAGAUCCUGGGGUUCUUCUAUUAG
Molecule: messenger RNA, 393 nt
Organism: Coniosporium apollinis CBS 100218
Lineage: Eukaryota; Fungi; Ascomycota; Dothideomycetes
Product: 40S ribosomal protein S22
Exons: 3
Coding region: 1-393 (130 amino acids)
Biological process (GO): translation
Cellular component (GO): ribosome; cytosolic small ribosomal subunit
Molecular function (GO): structural constituent of ribosome
Source: RefSeq, a predicted model, not a curated record